This is a messenger RNA of Arvicola amphibius (Eurasian water vole), 1299 nucleotides long. It is a transcript of the gene Slc38a8, whose product is annotated as solute carrier family 38 member 8. NCBI's taxonomy places the organism in Eukaryota, Metazoa, Chordata, Mammalia, Rodentia, Cricetidae. The transcript has 10 exons. The record is from RefSeq and is a predicted model, not a curated record. Bases 1 to 1299 code for a protein of 432 amino acids. Gene Ontology annotation, molecular function: amino acid transmembrane transporter activity. Gene Ontology annotation, biological process: amino acid transmembrane transport.
AUGGAAGGACAGACCAGAGGGAGCAGAGGCCUUCUGGAGAAGCCUCUCUCUGCCACCCCCAAUCCCACUCUGUCCUCACUGGGUGCCGUGUUCAUCCUCCUGAAGUCCGCCCUGGGUGCCGGCCUGCUCAACUUCCCCUGGGCCUUCUAUAAGGCAGGAGGCCUGGUGCCCACCUUCCUAGUGGCACUGGUCUCUUUGCUCUUCCUGAUCAGCGGCCUGGUCAUCCUGGGAUAUGCAGCCUCCGUCAGUGGCGAGAUCACCUACCAGGGCGUGGUCCGUGAGCUGUGUGGGGCCGCCAUGGGGAAGCUAUGUGAGGCCUGCUUCCUGACCAACCUGAUCAUGAUCUCUGUGGCCUUCCUCAGGGUGAUCGGAGACCAGCUGGAGAAGUUGUGUGACUCUCUCCUGCCUGAUGUCCCACAACCCUGGUAUGCAGCCCAAGAUGUCACUCUGCCCCUGAUCUCCGUGCUGGUCAUCUUUCCCCUGUCAGCACUUCGGGAAAUUGCCUUCCAGAAGUAUACCAGUAUCCUAGGUACCCUGGCUGCUUGCUACCUGGCGCUGGUCAUCACAGUCCAAUACUACCUAUGGCCCCAGGGCCUCGUGCGCCAGCCCCGUCCUUUGCUGAGCCCGUCCCCCUGGACCUCUGUGUUCAGCGUCUUCCCUACCAUCUGCUUCGGAUUCCAGUGUCACGAGGCCGCGGUCUCCAUCUACUGCAGCAUGCGGAACCGGAGCCUCUCCCACUGGGCCCUGGUUUCGGGGUUGUCCUUGUUGGCCUGCUGCCUUGUCUACUCGCUGACAGGUGUUUUUGGCUUCCUGACCUUUGGAACUGAAGUCUCUGCUGAUGUCUUGAUGUCCUACCCAGGCAAUGACACAGCCAUCAUUGUAGCACGGAUUCUCUUUGCUGUCUCCAUUGUGACUGUCUACCCCAUUGUGCUGUUCCUGGGGAGGUCUGUGAUGCAGGACUUUUGGAAAAGGAGCUACUGGGCCACAUGGGGUCCUCCAGUGCUGGCUGACCCCUCAGGGCCAUGGGUUCGGCUGCCACUGACCUUCCUGUGGGUAUCAGUGACCCUUGCCAUGGCCUUGUUCCUGCCAGACCUCAGCGAGAUCAUCAGCAUCAUCGGUGGCAUCAGCUCCUUCUUCAUCUUCAUCUUCCCCGGUUUGUGCCUCAUCUGUGCUGUGGAUACUGAGCCCAUGGGACCAAGAGUCAAGCGCUGCCUGGAGGCAUGGGGCACCCUCUCCGUGCUGGUGGGCACUUUCAUCUUUGGCCAGAGCACAGCUGAGGCCAUGGUAGAACUGCUCUGA